Molecule: messenger RNA, 2268 nt
Organism: Scedosporium apiospermum
Lineage: Eukaryota; Fungi; Ascomycota; Sordariomycetes; Microascales; Microascaceae
Product: putative ubiquitin carboxyl-terminal hydrolase creB
Exons: 3
Coding region: 1-2268 (755 amino acids)
Biological process (GO): protein deubiquitination
Cellular component (GO): nucleus; cytosol
Molecular function (GO): cysteine-type endopeptidase activity; cysteine-type deubiquitinase activity
Source: RefSeq, a predicted model, not a curated record
AUGCCAUACCUCGGUCGACCCUCAAGCGCCAGCCGAACUGGGACGUCAGCGCCCGGCGGCAAAGAGUCUGCCAGCAAGAAGAAGGAGGAACCGCCUCCCGAACUUACUCCCUUAGAAAAGAUGCUCCAAAAUGCCGGCCCUCUACGAAAAGACGGAACUGACAAGUUCUUCGGCCUAGAAAACGCACUAUACUACUCGGAAGCGUUUCGCAACCACGUCGUAAAUUAUCCACCCGUCGAAGACUAUACGAAUGGCGUGCGACCAAAGGUCAACGUUACCAUGAGACCACCUUUGAACGGAAGCGCGACACAGCCUCCGAAUAAGAAGGGAUCCACAUCGUCCGAUUCAACUAAGCGCCGUCAGGUCAGCGGAGCUGGAGGCCCCAACCAGCCGGGCACACGACCAGAGGACAAGCCCGAUUCGCCCGAGUAUAAGAAGAAGCAGGCUAUGAUGAAGGGGCCGAUUUUAGAAGUGUCGCACGAGAAUACGACCGCCUACGGGAUGGAGGAGUGCACAUUUACAGGUCUCAAGGAUAUAUUUCUCGCUUUACUCGAGAGCCAAACCCGAACCGGCGUGUUGAGCCCUCAGCGCUUCCUCGAAAUCUUCAAGCGCGAUAAUGAGAUGUUUCGAAACUCGAUGCACCAGGACGCCCACGAGUUCUAUGGUUUGGUGUUGAACGACGUAAUAUCCAAUGUCGAGGCGAAUGCGAAGCGUACACGCGAGAGGGAGCUCGCAAAGCAGAUAGGCAGUGGCGCUUUAGCGGAGUCGACGGCGGUGGCAGUCAGCUCACCUACCGUAGUGACGAAUGGGAACUCCAAGCUAGCAUCUACGGGAUGGGUCCACGAUAUCUUUGAAGGAGUCUUAACUUCGGAAACUAAGUGCCUGACCUGCGAGACGACAUCGCAAAGAGACGAAACUUUCCUUGACCUCUCUAUUGAUCUGGAGGAGCACACAUCGGUAACGUCUUGCCUUGGCAAGUUCUCGGCCGAGGAAAUGCUCUGCGAGCGCAACAAAUUUCACUGCGAUCACUGCGGCGGCCUCCAGGAGGCGGAGAAGCGGAUGAAGAUUCACAAGCUUCCGAAAGUGCUCGCGUUCCAUCUGAAGCGGUUCAAGUAUACCGAAGACUAUAGUAGGUUGCAAAAACUCUUCCACCGUGUAGUGUAUCCUUAUCAUUUGCGACUCUUCAACACGACGGAUGACGCCGAAGAUCCCGACAGGCUGUACGAGCUCUAUGCGGUAGUGGUGCAUAUCGGCGGCAAUGCAUAUCAUGGCCACUAUGUGUCGGUUAUCAAGACGAAGGAUCGCGGCUGGCUCCUGUUCGAUGACGAGAUGGUUGAGCCUGUCGAUAAACACUUUGUGAGGAAUUUCUUUGGCGACAAGCCCGGAAUGGCUUGCGCCUAUGUAUUAUUUUAUCAGGAGACGACGUUUGAAAAAGUCCGAGCCGAGCAGGAGGCGGAAGGCUUUGACGACCUUAUAAUUAGCAACGACAAGGCAGCUUGCGACGUGCCGGCGCAGGAAAAUGGCGUUGCGAAUGGUGCCAACGGAGCACAUCCGAUCAAGCACGAGCCUCAACCGGCUAGCGCCGAGCUUGACGGCGAUACGUUACCGCCGCUAGUUCAUUCGUAUACCGAGCCCAUCCCUUCAACGAUUACUACUAGCAAUCCUAUUUCGGUACCCGCACCACCUCUUACCCCAGCAACCCCGUUGACCGCGACAGCCACGCCGACGACGACUAAGCUGGAGGUAUCAAAGACGAAGGAGGAACUAAAACGGGAAAAGAAAGAGGCGGAGGCGGCGGAAAAGGCGGCGGAGAAGGCCAGGAAGCAUGCGGCGAAGCUUGAUGAGAAGCAGCGCAAAGAGGCGAAGGAGCGACUAAAAGCCGAGCAAGAAAACGUGCGCAAAACGACGGAACUCAGCAGAGCGGAGGAGAAGAAAGGAAAAGAAGGGAUGUUGUCGAACUCGUUCAAAGAGGGGAUGCUGUCCAACUCGUUCCUUAACCGAUCAUCUCGCGGUAGUCGGUCGAUGAUGACGAAGAAGAGCUUCAUGUUUUUGAACAAGGAAAAGGAUGCGGGAGAGAGCUCGAGUACCCUCCAGGGAGAGCCGAUGACGAAUGGGGAUAGCGCACCCCUAACGCCAACCCUUGCGCACGAAAAGCACGAAAAGCACGACAGACACGACAAGCACGACAAGCAUGAUAGGCACGACAAGCUCAAGGACCGGUUUACGUUUGGAAUAGGGCGGAAAAAGAGUAGCAACGUCUUAUCAUAG